Lagenorhynchus albirostris (white-beaked dolphin) is the source of this 1947-nucleotide messenger RNA. It is a transcript of the gene CSRNP3, whose product is annotated as cysteine and serine rich nuclear protein 3. Bases 31 to 1773 code for a protein of 580 amino acids. Gene Ontology annotation, biological process: regulation of transcription by RNA polymerase II. The record is from RefSeq and is a predicted model, not a curated record. The transcript is spliced from 4 exons. Gene Ontology annotation, cellular component: nucleus. Gene Ontology annotation, molecular function: sequence-specific DNA binding; DNA-binding transcription factor activity, RNA polymerase II-specific. NCBI's taxonomy places the organism in Eukaryota, Metazoa, Chordata, Mammalia, Artiodactyla, Delphinidae.
GCUACAGGUACAUGUGACAGCGCUGCAGCGAUGAGUGGAAUUUUAAAGAGGAAGUUUGAAGAAGUUGACGGCUCCUCCCCCUGCUCCUCUGUGCGGGAAUCAGAUGAUGAAGUUUCCAGCAGUGAAAGUGCUGACAGUGGGGACAGUGUCAAUCCAUCCACUUCUAAUCAUUUUCCCCCUUCCUCCAUCCUUAAAAGGGAGAAGCGGCUGAGGACGAAGAAUGUACAUUUCAGUUGUGUCACCGUGUACUACUUCACCAGGAGGCAGGGCUUCACGAGCGUGCCCAGCCAAGGCGGCAGCACCCUGGGCAUGUCUAGCCGUCACAACAGCGUGCGCCAGUACACCCUGGGCGAAUUUGCCAGAGAGCAGGAGAGGCUCCACCGCGAGAUGCUGAGAGAACACCUCAGGGAGGAAAAACUGAAUUCUUUAAAGCUAAAGAUGACGAAGAAUGGCACCGUGGAAUCUGAAGAAGCUAGCACUCUUACAGUGGAUGACAUUUCUGAUGAUGAUAUCGAUUUAGACAACACCGAGGUAGACGAGUACUUCUUUCUCCAACCCCUGCCAACAAAAAAACGGAGAGCACUGCUGCGGGCCUCUGGGGUGAAAAAGAUUGAUGUGGAGGAAAAGCAUGAGCUACGAGCCAUCCGCCUAUCUCGAGAGGACUGUGGCUGUGACUGCCGGGUGUUCUGUGAUCCAGAAACGUGUACCUGCAGCCUGGCAGGCAUUAAGUGUCAGGUGGAUCGAAUGUCUUUCCCAUGUGGCUGCACUAAAGAAGGAUGUAGUAACACAGCAGGUAGAAUUGAAUUUAAUCCUAUCCGUGUCCGGACUCACUUUUUGCACACAAUAAUGAAACUUGAACUGGAGAAAAACCGAGAGCAGCAAAUCCCCACGCUGAACGGCUGCCACGGGGAGAUAAGUGCCCACAGUAGUUCCAUGGGCCCUGUGGCUCACUCCGUCGGAUAUUCCAUCGCAGACAAUUUUGAGAUUGAAACGGAACCCCAGGCUGCAGUGCUGCACCUGCAGUCGGCGGAGGAAUUAGAUUGCCAAGGAGAGGAAGAGGAGGACGGUAGCAGCUUCUGCAGCGGAGUCACGGACUCCAGCACCCAAAGCUUGGCCCCCAGCGAGUCAGACGAGGAGGAAGACGAGGACGACGAGGAGGAAGAGGAGGACGACGACGAGAAAGGGGACAGUUUCGUGGAAGCUUUGGGUCCCCAUGCCGAAGGGGUCCCUCUUCCUUCCGUCCUUUGUUACUCCGAUGGCACGGCCGUCCACGAAAGCCACGCGAAAAGCGCUCCCUUUUAUGCCAACUCUUCUACCCUCUAUUACCAAAUAGACAGCCACAUUCCAGGAACUCCCAACCAGAUCCCCGAGAACUACUCGGAAAGAGAGACUGUCAAAAGCGGUGCCCUCUCGCUGGUGCCUUACGCCAUGACCCCGGAGCAAUUCGUGGACUAUGCCCGACAAGCGGAAGAGGCGUACGGCGCCUCCCACUACCCAGCUGCCAACCCCUCUGUCAUCGUUUGCUGCUCCUCUUCGGAAAACGACAGCGGUGUGCCCUGCAAUAGCUUAUAUCCCGAACACAGGUCCAAUCAUCCUCAAGUGGAAUUUCACUCAUACUUGAAAGGCCCCUCCCAGGAAGGGUUUGGCUCUGCAUUGAAUGGGGACAGUCACAUUUCAGAGCAUCCUGCUGAAGAUUCUUUGAGCCUCGCAGAAAAGAGCAGAUUGCACGAAGAGUGCAUCAAAUCGCCCGUGGUGGAGACUGUCCCUGUUUAGUAGCUUAAGUUAUUCUUGGACCAACUCUUCUCCUGUGUAAAGCACUGUAUUUAAUUGGAUUUCCUGGGCUCAUCGUGGUUUCAGCUGAGGACCAAGAAAACUUGGACCGUGGUGAAUCUUCCAGACUGUAUUUUGUUUUCUCCCUUCUAGCUACGUGACUGUGCCGUUGCACAA